This is a messenger RNA of Helobdella robusta, 2947 nucleotides long. RefSeq lists its product as hypothetical. Gene Ontology annotation, molecular function: glutathione-disulfide reductase (NADPH) activity; flavin adenine dinucleotide binding; thioredoxin-disulfide reductase (NADPH) activity. Bases 211 to 2049 code for a protein of 612 amino acids. Gene Ontology annotation, biological process: cell redox homeostasis; cellular response to oxidative stress; glutathione metabolic process. The record is from RefSeq and is a predicted model, not a curated record. Lineage: Eukaryota; Metazoa; Annelida; Clitellata; Rhynchobdellida; Glossiphoniidae. The transcript has 21 exons. Gene Ontology annotation, cellular component: cytosol; mitochondrion.
CUGAGUUUGAUAAGUGUCUUAUUAGUUAGAUUGAAAUUAAAGGUUGUUAAUUAAAAUCAGCAAAGAACUUUUUUGAGAUGAAAUAAAUUUUUAAUUUAUUUUUAUUCAUUGGUAACCAUCAUUUUCGAAAAGUAAAUUGUCUGUUUUGUUUGAAUUUGCGGAUCAAACAUCAAAAAUCUGCUAAAAACAUCGUUUCAAAAUUGUGGAAAAAUGCCUCCCGUCGGCGAUACCAAAGACAAUAAAUCGAUAAUUUUGGAGUAUGUGAACAGUAGCAAGGUGGUCAUCUUCGGCAAGGAGUCUUGUCCAUACUGUAGAAAAGCCAAGAGAAUGUUCACCGACCUCAACAUCGAAUACAACUAUGUCAACCUGACUGAACUGACCAAGGGUGAAGAACUGUUCACAACCUUGAAAGAGAUGUACGGUCAGAACACCGUACCUCAGAUAUUGAUCAGUGGCCAGUUAGUCGGGGGUUUUGAUAGCGUGGAGAAACUCCACUCAGAAGGACAUCUGCUGCCGAUGAUUGCAGGAGAGAUCGGGCUCGGUGUCGAAGUUCCGGAUGGAGAUUAUGAUUAUGAUCUCAUCGUGAUUGGUGGUGGAUCCGGGGGUAUUUCCGCUGCUAAGGAAGCUGUCAGUUGUGGCAAAAAAGUUGUCUGCUUCGAUUUUGUCAAGCCAACCCCACUUGGAACUACUUGGGGCCUAGGAGGUACCUGUGUGAAUGUUGGAUGCAUUCCAAAGAAAUUAAUGCACCAAGCUGCACUGCUGGGACACUCUAUUAAAGAUGCCACCAGCUUUGGAUGGGAUAUUGGUAACUGUCAGUCAGCAACUCAUAAGUGGGAGAAGAUGGUUGCAAAUAUUCAGGACUAUGUGAAGUCCUUGAACUUUAACUUUCGGGCCCAGUUCAUUAAGAAAGGGGUGAAAUAUGAGAACGCGUAUGCUUCGUUUGUUGGGCCACACAGAGUUAAGUAUGUAAACAGACGUUCUGAAGAGAAAGAGAUGACAGCUCGUUACUUCAUCUUGGCUACAGGCUGUCGUCCUAAAUACAUGGACAUUCCCGGAUGCGAGUACUGCAUCACUAGUGAUGACCUCUUCUCGCUUCCUCAUUCUCCAGGAAAAACUCUCGUAGUUGGAGCGAGUUACGUAGCGUUGGAGUGCGCGGGCUUCUUGAAAAGUCUAGGACUGGAUGUUACAAUCAUGGUGAGGUCCAUCCUGCUGCGAGGUUUCGAUCAGCAGAUGGCUGACCUGAUUGGCAAGUACAUGGAGGACGUAUGCGAUAUCAAGUUCCUCCGUGGGUUCAUACCUACUAAGAUCGAAAAGGUCAAGGAUGCAGAGCCCGGUAAGCCAGGGACCUAUAGGGUCACGGGUCUCAACAGUAAGGAUAAUGGAGAUGAAAUCCAAGUUGACGAUGAAUAUAAUACUAUUUUGUUGGCUAUUGGUCGGGUUCCAUGCACAGCUGAUCUCAAUCUGAAUGCCGUUGGUGUUAACUUUGAUAAGAAGUCAGGCUAUAUAAAAUGCAACGAGCGUGAGUGUACCUCAACGCCAUACAUCUUCGCCGUUGGGGACAUCGUAGAUGGCAGGCCCGAACUCACCCCAGUAGCGAUUAGGGCCGGGAAGUUGUUGGCCAGGAGGUUGUUCGCCGGAGAGAUGACUUUGUGCGACUACAUUAACGUACCGACCACUGUCUUCACCCCACUGGAGUACGGUUGCAUUGGCCUCAGUGAGGAGACAGCUAUUGAGACCUAUGGUAGCCAUGAUGUUGAGGUGUUUCAUUCAAAUUUUGUCCCUCUGGAAUGGCAAGUUCCCCACCAUGAUUUUCAGUGCUACGCCAAGCUUGUUUGUGUCAAGUCUUUGAAAAAAAGAGUUGUUGGACUUCACAUAGCUGGACCAAACGCAGGGGAGAUAACACAGGGCUGGACAGUUGCUAUGAAGAUGUUUGCAACGAAAGAUGACUUUGAUAGCUCCAUUGGCAUCCAUCCUACUUGUGCUGAGGUCUUUACUACGAUGGCUGUCACCAAAGAUUCGGGCGAUUCGGCUGAAGCUGAAGGCUGCUGAGGUUAAACAUCCUGCUGAUCCUACAACUGCAUACAUACAAACAUACAUACAUACAUACAUACAUACUUACAUACAUACAUACUUACAUACAUACAUACAUACAUACAUACAAACAUACAAACAUACAAACAAACAAACAAACAAACAUACAUACAUACAUACAUAUGUGCAGUUGUAGUAAGGCGGGAUGUAAAUACGGUAAUACAGUUGAGGAAACAAAAAUUCAGCAGAAAUACAUACAUGCAUGCAUGCAUGCAUGUGUCGUUAUAUUAUGAAUAAAUCAAUCAACAAUCAAAAUUUUUAUUUUCAAAUGUAAUAACAUUAAUAACAAUUAUUAUUAUUAUUAUUUCAUAUUAGUCUGAUGUGCAUGCAUGCAUGUAUUCCCCGCUGAAUUUUAUUUAGGUCAGUAUCUCGAUAACGUAUCUCACUCAGUUUCGCAUAAACACUAUAUGCAUCUACAACAACAACAAUAAUAAUAAUAGUUGUUGUAAUUAUUGUUAUUAAUUCAUUGUUGUUGUUGUUGUUGUUUGGAUCUUGUUUUUGUGAUAAUUAAUGACGAUGACGUCCUUAAACCUGAUUGGCUGGAGUUGUCCGAUGGAUUGGGUGAAUUUUAUCGGGAUUGGUUGACCAAUUUAUUAUCAUUUGUAUUAUUUUAUUAUUAUUCAUCAUUGUCUCAUAUAUUUCAUAAGGUUUUAUUGAUGUUUCUAUUGUUAUUGUUAUUUUUAUUAUUAUUAUUUUGAUUUAAUCAAUGGUGACGUCAUUUUGUUAACUGGGCAUAAGAUUUUCUAGUUUACCCUGCCUGCCAACUAUGUGAUGUAAAUAAGUCAAUAAAUAAAUAAAUGUCAAUAAAUUAAUACCGCAUUAAAAUUCUUUUUUAUCAUUUUUAUAAUAAAAAAAA